CCACCCAAACGCUCCAAAGCUGAGGACGAGGGCUCGGACGCGUCUGUGGGCGGCGACGGCAGCAGCUCCGACGACGAGUCGACCGACGAGGAGUCGGACGAGUCGGACGAGGCCAGCGAAGACUCGGACGAUUCGGACGAGCCCAUCUACACGUUGCGGGCGCGCCGGCCCGCCGCGGAGAUCAGUCAGAAGGUCAAACAGUUCGACGAGAUGAUCGACGAUGCCAUACGGGUGAGUGUGACCAGGGUCAGAUGGUGGCACCGUACAGGUGAGUGUGACCAGGGUCAGGUGGUGACGCCGUACAGGUGAGUGUGACCGGGGUCAGGUGGUGAAGCCGCGCAGCAAUGUUGGAAAACUUGACGUUUCCUGGUAUAAUGUACACCAGGAGGUUUUGUACCCCAGGGUUGUGACUAGGUAAAAUGGAAUAUUCUGUACUCCGAUAUGAUGCAAC
Pollicipes pollicipes is the source of this 451-nucleotide messenger RNA. RefSeq lists its product as uncharacterized. The annotation marks the transcript as partial. The record is from RefSeq and is a predicted model, not a curated record. NCBI's taxonomy places the organism in Eukaryota, Metazoa, Arthropoda, Thecostraca, Pollicipedomorpha, Pollicipedidae. The transcript is spliced from 2 exons.